Acipenser ruthenus (sterlet) is the source of this 2241-nucleotide messenger RNA. It is a transcript of the gene zc4h2, whose product is annotated as zinc finger, C4H2 domain containing. The record is from RefSeq and is a predicted model, not a curated record. Bases 97 to 771 code for a protein of 224 amino acids. Gene Ontology annotation, biological process: positive regulation of neuron differentiation. Lineage: Eukaryota; Metazoa; Chordata; Actinopteri; Acipenseriformes; Acipenseridae. The transcript has 5 exons. Gene Ontology annotation, cellular component: nucleus.
UCUCUUGCACAUGCCCAGUUUACAGGCAGGGGCUAUUGUUUUGCUGGCAUUUCGGACUCUUUCCUCCUGUGUAUAUUGGAAUCUACAGCACGAACCAUGGCGGAUGAGCAGGAGAUAAUGUGCAAAUUGGAAAACAUUAAGGAAAUCAGAAAUAAGACCAUUCAGAUGGAGAAGAUUAAGUCCCGUCUGAAGUGUGAGUUUGAAUCGCUGGAGUCGGAGGAGAAGCACCUGAAGGAAUACAAGCAGGAGAUGGAGUUGCUGCUGCAGGAGAAGAUGGCUCAUGUGGAGGAGCUGCGGCUCAUUCAUGCCGACAUCAAUGUGAUGGAGAACACUAUCAAGCAGUCGGAGAGCGACCUGAGCAAGCUGCUGGAGUCGACGCGACGCCUUCACGAGGAGUACAAGCCACUGAAGGAGCACGUGGACGCGCUGCGCAUGACCCUGGGGCUGCAGAGACUGCCGGACCUGUGCGAGGAGGAGGAGAAGCUGUCGCUCGACUACUUUGAGAAGCAGAAAGCGGAGUGGCAGACAGAGCCGCAGGAGCCGCCCAUCCCCGAGUCAUUGGCAGCCGCUGCUGCAGCCGCCCAGCAGCUCCAGGUGGCACGGAAACAGGACACGAGACAGACUGCCACCUUCAGACAGCAGCCGCCACCAAUGAAGGCUUGCCUGUCCUGCCACCAGCAAAUCCACAGGAAUGCGCCGAUCUGCCCUCUGUGCAAAGCCAAGAGCCGCUCACGCAACCCCAAGAAGCCCAAGAGGAAGCAGGAUGAGUAGGAGCAGAGAUACUGGGCUGCAUUCACUAAGAACUCACCCCUCUGCUGAAUGUGCACCAUGUCUUUGUGAAGAGAAUACUGAACUGAUAAUGCUACAGAAGCUGCAUAAACAGCUAACGUGCACGCAGGAACUCUGAUUAUGGGGUUAGUUAUUUAAAGCUUUUUAACAUCCAUCAAUGUUGUUUUUAGAAGAAAAAAAAAAACUGGUGUUAGCACGGUAGUAAAUGCUUUGUGGAUGCAGCUCCCUGUAUUAUUCCGUGAGACUGAAACCCUGGCUUGUGUGGGUUUACCACUGCGGAGGUAUCAAUUAGCUUUGUUUUUUUAAAAUAUAUAUUUAAAUAUGAUGUAAGCACAAUGUUUGUUUUUUUGUAAUUGAUUUUGGAGAAAAUGUUUCAUGGUGCUAUAAAGUAUUGUUUUUUUUUUUAAUAUUACUAUUUUAUGUAGAUUUAAGAAAUGGAUAUUUGUAUGAAGGGAAUACCAGUGCAUAUGUAAAAGCAUACAUGUACUGAUCAGAAUAGUGCUGUGUUGGCUGUGAAGGCGCAGUGUCCUCAUCCCGUGCUGUCUGUUACUGAUGUAGUAACUGCGUACAUGCCAAAACAUUUCCACAAGGAUUCCUUUAGGAGACUCGGACACAAGUGUGCUGUUAAAAGUAACAUUGUAAGUAGACAUCUGUGCUGUGUUGAGGUUGUAGUAUUAAAUGUCAAGGACCAAGGAUUAAACAGUGGCCAAGAAAUAGUACUUUUGUGCAUUAAGAAAUAUGUUUUACUUCAAGAAAAAUGCCUCCUAAUAUACCAAAUAUGUAACCUUACCCUAGAGCUCUUGAUCACGUGCAUUCAGAACUGCUUCCAGUAUGCGUGCCUCUGCAGACAACACUGGCAGUGUGACCCACAACCUGCCACCAGCAUUCUAUUCACAACCUGAUUGGUAAAUGACUGCAGGGUACUGUACACCUCGCUCAUGUCACUGAGGAGGACAGCUCCUGAUUGGUAAAUGACUCCAGGGUACUGUACACCUCGCCCAUGACAUCACUGAGGACAGCUCCUGAUUGGUAAAUGACUGCAGGGUACAGUACACCUCGCUCAUGUCACUGAGGACAGCUCAUGUCUCUUUCCUGUCUGUCUUAGUGAUGUCCAGAUCCAUUUAAAAGAAAAUGAAUAACGUGUGAUUUUGGCCAGCAUUCUUUCAAUAAAUUCAAUGUGUGCAAAUUUUUUUUUUUUUUUAAUUGGGGAUAUGAAGUUGUGGCAGGAGCAAUUCCAGUAAGAGAAUACACCACCUUGUACAUAUAUGGAGUUUUGUGUUUAUAUAGGAAGUAUAAGAAUGGGGAAACUUAAGCUAAAGUUUGCUUAGGUCAUGCUCUGCACAUGCUUGGCGAAACACAGUGUAAUGUGGAAGUGGGAUUUGGCCGGUCGUUGUUUUGUUGGAUUUACAAAACAGAUUCCCUAUAGGUAAAAUAAAUAUUCAGACAGCUGUC